AUGUCUGCUUAUUCGGAGACCAACUUUAAUUCACAACAUUAUGAUGAUUCAAGACCUAAUUAUACACCACAAUUUUACUCAAAGUUAAUAAACUAUCAAAAACAGAAAGGUUCAUUUGAUUUGGCAGUCGAUAUUGGAACUGGUUCAGGAUUUGUUGCUUUUGAAUUAACAAAAUACUUCCACCAAGUUAUAGGUACUGAUCCUUCUCCAACAAUGAUAGAUCAAUGUAACAAUAACACCAUCAAGGACAACAUAACAUUUGUAAUUGGUACAGCAGAGAAUCAACCACCAACCAUUAAAUCAAAUUCAGUAGAUUUAAUUACUGGUGCCGAAUGUUGUCAUUGGGUAAAUCAUGAAAAAUUCUACAAGGAAUCUGCAAGAGUAUUGAAACAAAAUGGUACCUUAGCUUACUGGUUCUAUAAAGAUCCCAUUUUCAUAAAUUUCCCUGAAGCAAAUAAAAUUUAUGAAAAUUAUACUUAUAAUUCAUCAAUAGAAACGAAUGGUGACUCUUUUGAGAAAUGGAUGGGUAACUAUUAUCAACAACCAGGCCAUGACUAUUUAAGAACACUACUUAAGGAAAAAUCUCCACCAACUGAUUUAUUUUAUGACAUAGUUAGACAAGAGUAUAUAGUUGAUAGAGAUGGACCACCAGCACCACAAGAAGAUCCUUUUGAAACUAAAACUCCAUUAUUUAUUCGUAAAAUUAUUGAUAUGAAAUGGUUUUUAAAUUAUGUAAAAAGUUGGAGUGCUUAUCAUUCAUGGAUGAAAGAUCAUGGUGAUAAAUAUGAUAUUGCGGAAGAAUUUGUGGAAGAACUUAAAAAUAAAAUGAAUUGGAAUGAUGAUACAAAAGUUGAAGUUAUUUGGGAUACAGUGUAUACGUUUUCAAGAAAGAGAUAG
This is a messenger RNA of Lodderomyces jiufengensis, 897 nucleotides long. RefSeq lists its product as uncharacterized. The transcript has a single exon. NCBI's taxonomy places the organism in Eukaryota, Fungi, Ascomycota, Pichiomycetes, Serinales, Debaryomycetaceae. The record is from RefSeq and is a predicted model, not a curated record. Gene Ontology annotation, molecular function: S-adenosylmethionine-dependent methyltransferase activity. The coding region runs from base 1 to 897 and encodes 298 amino acids.